Molecule: messenger RNA, 4264 nt
Organism: Phalacrocorax carbo (great cormorant)
Lineage: Eukaryota; Metazoa; Chordata; Aves; Suliformes; Phalacrocoracidae
Source: RefSeq, a predicted model, not a curated record
CCGGUCCCCCCGCCCCGCCCCGCACGGCGCGGCACGGCACGGCCCCGCACAGCGCGGAGGGCGCGGCGCGGGGGACGGCGGCGGCGGCGGGGCCCGUGUGCUCCCUGCGGCGAGGCCGUUCUGGAGCCGAGCCAGGCCGGUAUCGUGGUCAUGUUCCAGAGCCAGAGGUGGAGGGCAGUGUGCCAGCCGAUCAGCUAAGGCCAAGGGACGAUGAGCACUGUCACAGGCAAGAGUCAGCUGGGGCUGGGACCUGGAGGAGCCACCAAGGCACGGUGCCGUGGCUGAGGCUGGUGUGCUGAGCUGUGCCGGACCCCCACGCCACCGUGGUCAGCAGCAGAUGCUGUCUGCCCAGCACAUGGUGCCGCGAGGGGCCCUUGCCACAGCCGGACCACGCGGAUGGAAAGCUGCAGCCUGGCAGGGACCCUCGCUGGCCGGCUGACGCCAUCUGACACCCUAUGCCCAAGCCCUAUGCCGGAGCGGGCACCCUCCCCGGCUCAGCCGCCUGCCGACCAUGAAGUGCUCAUUGCGCUUCUGCUUUCUCUCGACCGCCUUCCUGCUCGUCUUUGUCAUGUCCCUCCUCUUCACCUACUCCCACCACAGCAUUGCCUACCUGGACCCCGGUGGGCUAGGCGGCAUCCACCGGGUGAAGUUGGUGCCUGGCUACGCCGGCAUGCAGCGGCUCAGCCGGGGGGGGCCAUACCCCCGGGGCUGCGCCUGCCGCCGCUGCCUGGCCGAGGAGGCUGGGGCUGCCGACUGGUUUGAUGGGCGCUACGAUGGCACCGUCUCCCCAGUGUGGACAAAGGAGAACAUGGACCUGCCCCCUGAUGUCCAGAGGUGGUGGAUGAUGCUGCAGCCCCAGUUCAAGUCCCACAACACCCACGAGGUCCUGAGCAAGCUCUUCCAGAUCGUGCCAGGCGAGGAUCCCUAUCGCUCCCGCGACCCACACCGCUGCCGUCGCUGUGCUGUGGUUGGCAAUUCGGGCAACCUGCGUGGCUCUGGUUAUGGGCCGGAGAUUGAUGGGCAUGACUUCAUCAUGAGGAUGAACCAGGCCCCCACGGUGGGUUUUGAGGGCGACGUGGGCGGUCGGACCACACACCACUUCAUGUACCCUGAGAGUGCCAAGAACCUACCUGCCAAUGUCAGCUUUGUGCUGGUGCCCUUCAAAACCCUGGACCUGCUCUGGAUCGCCAGUGCCCUCUCCACCGGCCAGAUCAGAUUCACGUACGCACCUGUGAAGCCUUUUCUGCGGGUGGAUAAAGAAAAGGUGCAGAUCUACAACCCUGCCUUCUUCAAGUACAUCCACGACCGCUGGACAGAGCACCACGGGCGCUACCCCUCCACUGGCAUGCUGGUGCUCUUCUUCGCCCUCCACGUCUGCGAUGAGGUGAAUGUCUUUGGCUUCGGUGCCGACAGCCGGGGUAACUGGCACCACUACUGGGAGAACAACCGCUACGCUGGGGAGUUCAGGAAGACAGGGGUGCACGAUGCCGACUUCGAGGCGCACAUCAUCGACAUGCUGGCCAAAACCAGCAAGAUCGAGGUUUACCGGGGGAACUGAGGGCUGCGCCUCCUCCGGCUCCCUUGCCCCGGCCAGGCCCUGGCUGCCCGUGGGGGCAGAGGGCAAGGGUCUCCCCGGCAGCCUCAGGCGAUGAGCACCGGGUGGGCAGCGUGGCCCCACGCCGCCAACAGAGCUGCCCCUGGCAAUAUUUGGUGCCUCCAGCAGCCAAUCAGGUUUAGCGCUAAAGGAGACUUUUCACUUUUUUUAAUUAUGAUUAUGAUUAUUAUUAUUAUUAAGAAACCCAGCUGAGAAAGGAUUUGUAAACACAAUCAGCGACUGACCGGGCAGCGGGGGCUUCUGCCUCCCAUCUCUUUACAGUCAAACCAAAUGCUGCUCUUUUUAAAACAAGACAAAACCAACAAACCCCUGAAGCCACGUGACUUUGGGGAGCGCCCAAGCAUCGUGUCUGGACUGAGGGAGAUGCGGCAGCCUCACAGCCUCGCCAGUGGAACCAGCUGCUUCUUUCUUCCUUUAUUUUGGUGGUUUUUUUUUACCCAACUGGGGCAGAUGCCGCCACCACUUCCUCGGGGAAGGCAGGUCCUGGCACAGCUGCAAGCACAUGGACCCUUUGUGGGGAGCCAGCAGCCUGGGGGAAGCUGACCAUCGCCAAUGCUCCGCUGCAGGCUGGCAGCACAGCUGGCUGGGCAAUGGAGAGGAAACGUGGUUUCAGGGCUGGGCAUCCCCACUCCUCUACCCAAGGAUCAAGGAAGGGUCGGACAGAUUUUGUAUGUGACUGGGCAAAAGGCAGCUAAGAAACCCGCAGGAGCAGCAGCCUGGUCCUUCCGGCUGGGCUCCCUUGCAGCAUUCUCGAGGGAUGCGGCAGCAGGUCCGGCCCCACCAGAGGGAAAGAGACAAGACUUCCCUCUGCUUACAGGCUGGGAAAAACCAGAUUAGAGGUAGCUUUAGUGGGUGAAUGAACCAUGCUUUGGCUUUUGUGUUGCUAUAAACAGACAGCUCUGGUGAGAAGCUGAAAUCCCAAAGUCUUUGCUCCAUUUGUGAGGGUGGGGCUUGGUUUACAUCAGCCUGGUAGAGCCGGUGCCUUUGGAGUACCGGGGCUUACCAGGCUGGACAGGCUGCCCCGUGGAACAGGAUGGGGAGAUGCAGAACAAAACCGCCUCCCCAGGGGUGUAAUUAAAACCACUUCCUUUAGGUCAAUCAUGGGGGUGGGGUUUGGUUUUUUUUAUUUGUUUGUUUGUUUUUCAAGAGAUGCUGGAAAGCUCAAGAAAAAGGCAAUCACAGAAAAGGUCCCUCAGAGAGGGACCCUCUGUCUGUACAGCCAGUGCCAGCAGUGGGUGUCCGGCGUGACGGUAAAGCCCCAUGGUGCCGACACUGGGGGAAGCCCUGCCCACAGCGCCUGGUUGCAAUAGUUAUUUGAGGAACAAUCACCGUAAGUUUUUUUGGGCUUGGAGGAUUUUUGGUUUUUUAUUUUUUAAUAUCGUUUUGUACCUGGCUUUUCUGUAGCAGCCUCUUACCCACUUCUCUGCUUCGGUUUGGUUGUUUUUCAGGUUUCUGUUUGGUUUUGUUUUGGUUUUUUUUGAAGUUUCUCUCUGCAAUCAUAAAACAUGAGGGUUCAGGUCACCUGGAGGAGGCAUCGAGUAUCCCCUGCGCUGGGGACCUUUGUCAUUUCUGUCCACAGAGCUUUAAAACAAAGUUUUGUGGUGGGUUUUGGUAGAAGCAGUGCUGCCCUGGUGAGACCAGCCUGCCUGCGACCUGCGACCACCACAGCCAGCCCUGAACCCCGCUCCUCUCCCCAGGAUGGGAGGCAGGUUAUAGCGAGCCCUGGUCUCCACCUUCCUGGGUUGAGAUUUUUUUUUUAGGGGAAGAAAACAAAAAAAAAAACAAAUGUAGAACCACAAGCAACAACGAGUGCCUUGAUCAUCAUCUGUUGGCUGCGCCAGGCUGUGCCCACUCCCGCACCAGCGGUAGGGCCUUGGCUUAUUUAUCUGGCAGUCGUACCCGCUUCCCUCCUUGUGCCACGCUAGAUCUCAGCUGGCAAGUGAGGAGACGGAUGCAUCCAGGCCACCAUGCCAGUGGUUGGGGAGGCCAAGUCCAGUGUGACGAGGCUGGACCAGCUCCUGUCCCCGCUGAGUGGGGCCAGGCCAGACAAUCAUGGGGUGAGCAGAGAUGCCGAGUACCAAACCCGGGCACCAAACCCGCCGGCAGCACAGUGCUGGCAUCCAGCAAAGGGCGCACUCACGUCUCCUUGCUGCCCUGACAGUAUUUUUUUGGCUAACUUCCUUCCCCUUACCCUUUUUUUUUUUAAAUUAUUAUUAUAAUUUUUUAUUUAAGCUGUCUUGCUAGGACUCGUGACCACUUCUGUUUCUCUGGCAGAACGGCCGCCGACCACAAGCAUGAGGAGCACACUGCACGCCCAGCGGGGAAGGGGCCAUGGUCGUGGUGCUGAGAAGCACCACUGUACUGUACAGAGAGCAGAUGUAGGCAGAGGCUAUGGGCAGGGGAGCAGGCAGGGAGGAGUUGCCCAGGCUUGCCCACCUGGCAGAGGUAGUCUUCAUCACGCGGUGCCUGAUGGAGCACCCAUCACCUCCCGCCCCGCCGGGAGAGGGAGAGACCAGUGCUCUGACCUAGGGCUAGGAGCAGGCAGGUGGCUUUGCCCGUAGCCUCUGUGUACAUGGGUACUUCUGCACACAACUGUCUUAAAACAACUUUUUUUUUUUUUUUUAAGUCAAUAAAAACCAUGCAUCAGAA